Humulus lupulus (European hop) is the source of this 540-nucleotide messenger RNA. RefSeq lists its product as uncharacterized. Bases 1 to 540 code for a protein of 179 amino acids. The record is from RefSeq and is a predicted model, not a curated record. The transcript is spliced from 2 exons. NCBI's taxonomy places the organism in Eukaryota, Viridiplantae, Streptophyta, Magnoliopsida, Rosales, Cannabaceae.
AUGCCUAACAAGCCUACUUAUCCACCGAGUUUUUCUCAACAACAACCAAGAGCUCAACCUCAUCCUCCACAAGUUUCUCAAACAAGCUCUUUGGAGAAUUUGAUGAACGAGUAUAUGGCCAAGGAAUAUGCGGUGAUUCAAAGUCAAGCAGCGUCUUUGAGGAACCUUGAGAUUCAAAUGGGUGAUACCAAAAAUCCAAGGAGAGAUGGAAAAAAGCAUUGCAAGGCAGUCACUUUGAGAAGUGGUAAAAAUCUAGAGUCGAAUGAGGAAAAAUCUAAGAGAAAAAAUGAGCCCACUUCAGUCCAAACUAGUGUGGAAAAAAAAGAAAGAGUUGGAACUUCUAAUAUGUCAAAUUCUGAUCCUGAAGCAAAUGUUACAACAUUUUCUCAGCAAAAUUCACCAGAGAAGCUAAAUAGCAAGCCACCUCCACCAUUUCCCCAACAAUUUCAAAAGCAGCAGCAAUAUGGCAAAUUCUGGAGAUUUUUAGAUGUUUUGAAGCAACUCUACAUCAACAUACUAUUGGUGGAAGCUUUGGAAUAA